AUGACUUCGCUACAACACGUGAAUCCCAGAGUGAGAGGAAUCAGAGUGUCGCCACAAAGUGUGCUGCAAAGUCUGGCUGAGCGCAAAAGGAAAAAAAAAAAGAUUGGGGUGCAGAAACCCUUUCAGGAGGUGAUUGACCUUAGCUCAGGUGAUCCCCACAGAGCAGGAAUGAAACCCGUCUCAUUUAUUCGACAGGUCUUGGCAGCGUGCUUAUACCCUGAGCUGCUGGAAGAUGAAAGCGUUCCUCUAGAUGUCAGGCUGAGAGCUCAGAGGCUGCUGGAGGACUGUGCUGGAGGAAGUGUGGGUUCAUACACUCCUUCCUCUGGGCUGCUUCAUGUCAGGCAAAGCAUCGCUGAGUUCAUCACAAGACGAGAUUUCGGAGUUCCUUCAUACACCAAAAACAUCUAUAUUUCAUCUGGUUCUCAUAGGGCACUGAUGGUUAUUGUGAAGCUGCUGGCCAGUGGGGAGGAGGAGGCUCGGACGGGGGUGCUGACCCCCAUGCCCUGCCCACACACACUGCCCACUCUGCUGGACGAGGCUGGGGUGACUCUGGUGCCCUACCGGCUGAUAGAGGAGCGAGGCUGGGCUGUGGACCUGGAGGAGCUGCACCGAGCUGUGACCACUGCUAGGGGGCGCUGCCAGCCCAGAGCAAUUUACAUCAGCAACCCAGGAAACCCCACAGGUCAUGUGCAGACCAGGGAGUCAAUAGAGGAAGUGAUUCGGUUUGCAGCAGCCGAGCGACUCCUGCUGUUUGUUGAUGAGGUCUACCAGGACAGCGUGAUUGGACUGGACAGAGAGUUUAUUUCCUAUAAAAGAGUCCUGUUUGAGAUGGGCAAAGAGUACGCAGACACAGUGGAGCUGGUCUCCUCCCACUCUUUAUCCUGCACCUGCAUAGGAGAGUGUGGUCAGAUGGCAGGAUACAUGGAGAUAAUCAACAUGGACCCAGAGGUGACGCAUUUCGUUGAUACCAUGCUGUGCACUGACAUCAGUGCUCCAGUCACAGGACAGCUCGCUCUGGAUCUCAUGCUCAAGCCACCAAAGCCUGGAGACACUUCAUAUGACACAUACACUCAGGAGAUCCUCCUCACUCUGACCACUCUGUCCCAGAAUGCUCAGCGGGCUCUGGAGCUCCUGAAUGAUCUACCAGGGAUGAGCUGCCAGCCAGUGAUGGGGGGAAUCUACGUUUAUCCACAUCUGUAUUUACCAUCUGAGUUUAGGGAGGAAGCCAAGACGCUAGAAGUGGAAGCAGAUGUUCUGUACUGUCAGAAGUUACUGAAAGAGGAGCGAGUGUUGGUAGGUGCAGGGCACCAUGGUGGAGCAACCAGCAGCCACCACCUCAGGUUAUGCAUCCUUGUUCCUUGUGACACCAUGGAAAAGGUCCUGGCUCGCCUCUGUUCCUUUCACCUUCGCCUCAUGGAUGGCCACUGUGGCCCCGAGAGAAGUGUGAAAGACAAAAACAAUCAGAAAAGAUCUUAACAUGCAAUUCAAUUCAUCCAUCCAUCCAUAAUCUGUACACCGCAUAAGCCUCACUAGGGUCAUGUGGGGGCUGGAGUCUGUUGACACACAUACUAUGUAUUAAUAGAGAAAUAAAUCAACAUGUA
Stegastes partitus (bicolor damselfish) is the source of this 1601-nucleotide messenger RNA. RefSeq names its product alanine aminotransferase 2-like. NCBI's taxonomy places the organism in Eukaryota, Metazoa, Chordata, Actinopteri, Pomacentridae. Gene Ontology annotation, biological process: biosynthetic process. The transcript has 12 exons. The record is from RefSeq and is a predicted model, not a curated record. Gene Ontology annotation, molecular function: transaminase activity; pyridoxal phosphate binding. The coding region runs from base 1 to 1476 and encodes 491 amino acids.